Eimeria acervulina is the source of this 1263-nucleotide messenger RNA. RefSeq lists its product as hypothetical. The record is from RefSeq and is a predicted model, not a curated record. The transcript is spliced from 4 exons. NCBI's taxonomy places the organism in Eukaryota, Apicomplexa, Conoidasida, Eucoccidiorida, Eimeriidae. The coding region runs from base 1 to 1263 and encodes 420 amino acids.
AUGAGAACUAAUUCACCUUCGACCUGGCGGUGGGCUCCCGCUGAUAACAACGGAUCUCAUACCACCUGGAAGUCUCUGGCGGAUUCGGAGUGCAGGCUGCUCGACCAUGCGUACCAGGAGUCGUGGGAUCGCCUCGAACUUGACAUAGACGGGAGACCUCAUGUCAUCGAUCCAUUUUCUUCAAAUGCUCACAUUCAUGUCGCAGUGCCUCUGGGGAACGAAGGGGGACCUGGGGCCCUUCUCGCCAGAGCCAUGAGCGUUUCCAUUGAGGGGCAGCGUUGCACACUUCCUGCGCACGGGUUGAGAAGCGACAGACCUUCUCGCUGGUUUCCAGUUUCGUUACGGGAGGACGCUGAAAGUGAACAAAAGAUACUUCGGCAACCUAGUCUGCAACAAAACUACAUUGGUAGCCCUUGCGAGUCCUCAGCCGACGCUGCUGGAGUUCGGCAUACAUCAAGGCGCACCAUCUCCGUUGUAGGAUGCCCUUCUAGACCUUUUCGCUCUCAAGAGUCACCGGCUGCUGACUUUGAAGUGCAUGAAGAUUCUAUGUGCACCAUUCCGAUGCUGGCUUGGAGAGGCCCUUGCGUGUGCGGUGUCAACGCCAUAACGGCGUCGCGCUGUUUCUUGCGCCAGACGACAUUGCCGACUAGGAGGUCUGCUAAUUCGAGCCAUAUUGCGAAGUGGCGCGCAUUUCCGAAGGUCGACUUGGAGGUAGGCAGUCCAAGUAAAGCAACUGUAUGGCAAUUUUCCAGCCUAGCGGCAUCACCAAAAUGCCGUGGAAUGUGGGCACACGCUAACAUUGCCGAAAGUACUAUGCAAAUAUCUAUUUUAAUCAUACGCGUGACCUCUGUGGGUCGUGUUGUUCUUUUGCGAGUGGGCCGCCUGGAGCCAAGCAGAGUGCUGCCUCGUUCACGUGGGCUAAAAGGCGCUUGCGCAGUGGUGAUUCAGGCCUGUGACAACUACCACGUAGUUCGUCAGGUGCUCGUCGACGGAGUUGACGUAGCAUUACACCAUGGUGGGAGGCGAAGGUUGUCGCCUGCUGGAAUUGCCAUUGCAGUGGCGCACUUUGCGGAGCUUUCUUUUCCUGUUAGGGUGGUGGUCCCGCAGUGGGUCGCGCUCAUGCACGAGCAGCAUUGUAACCUAUUCACUGAAUCGCCAGAAGCAUUGUUGAAGGUGGGACAUUGGCCCAGCCGAGCACGUCGAACCACAAGCAUGACAUUGCCGAUUAUAGGCGGACAGUGGGAGCAAAAACUGUUUGCUUAA